Knipowitschia caucasica is the source of this 822-nucleotide messenger RNA. NCBI's taxonomy places the organism in Eukaryota, Metazoa, Chordata, Actinopteri, Gobiiformes, Gobiidae. The record is from the annotation of a GenBank genome assembly.
AUGCCACCCAAGUCUCAUAGCACCAGCCCCUCACUGACCCUCUGCAGGUGCACGAUCCCAAUCAUCCUCCACGAGACCAGACCCACUGGAGGCCCGAGGCAGGAGCAGGAGGAGCAGGAGGAGAGGGAGGAGCAGGAGGAGAGGGAGGGGCAGAGGCAGGAGCAGAGGCAGGAGGAGCAGGAGGAGAGGGAGGAGCAGGAGGAGAGGGAGGGGCAGAGGCAGGAGCAGAGGCAGGAGCAGGAGGAGAGGGAGGAGCAGGAGGAGAGGGAGGGGCAGAGGCAGGAGCAGAGGCAGGAGCAGAGGGAGGAGCAGAGGCAGGAGCAGGAGCAGAGGGAGGAGCAGAGGCAGGAGCAGGAGCAGAGGGAGGAGCAGGAGCAGAGGGAGGAGCAGGAGGAGAGGGAGGAGCAGAGAGAGGAGCAGAGGCAGGAGCAGAGGGAGGAGCAGAGGCAGGAGCAGGAGCAGAGGGAGGAGCAGAGGCAGGAGCAGGAGCAGAGAGAGGAGCAGAGGGAGGAGCAGAGGCAGGAGCAGGAGCAGAGGGAGGAGCAGAGGCAGGAGCAGAGGCAGGAGCAGGAGCAGAGGGAGGAGCAGAGGCAGGUGCAGGAGCAGGAGCAGAGGGAGGAGCAGAGGGAGGAGCAGGAGCAGGAGCAGAGGGAGGAGCAGAGGGAGGAGCAGAGGGAGGAGCAGAGGGUGGAGCAGAGGCAGGAGCAGGAGCAGAGGGAGGAGCAGAGGCAGGAGCAGGAGCAGGAGCAGAGGGAGGAGCAGGAGCAGGAGCAGAGGGAGGAGCAGAGGGAGGAUAAGAUUAACAAGUAUCAAGAUUUUUAA